ACAUCCAGGCCAUGCACCUCGCACGCGCCACCCUGCGUAGCAACACACUGCGUGGGCUGGGACGACUUAGCUCGACUUGGCAGCCGAAGCAUUUGGAGGGAGUGGCUGGGAAUGGAGAGGAUGGCAUGGAAGUGGCACUGGCUACUGAUGCUGGUCUCUCGGAUGGUCAUGUCGGGUGGAGCAAGGACGCGUACGAGGCGCCGGUCUUUGAUCUGGCUAAUGCCGCCAUCAAGGGCGUGGUCAAGCUGGAUCCUGUCCUCUUUGGCACUCCGCUGAGGAAGGAUCUCAUCCACAGAACCGUCCGCUGGCAGAUGGCAAAGCGCCGCUCCGGAGUGGCCAAGACAAAGUCGCGCGGUGAAGUCCGUGGCUCUAACCGCAAGGCCUUCAAGCAGAAGGGCUCGGGGAGGGCUCGCCGUGGUCCGGUCCGCAAGGCCCCGCACAUCCGUGGCGGUGGUGUGGCCUUUGGAAAGCAGAUUCGGUCCUUUGCCUUUGCGCUCAACAAAAAGGUCCGCGCUGCCGCGCUCCGCUCUGUUCUGGCCAACAAGUACGCUGCCGACGCGCUGUUUGUGGUCGACUCGCUCGACCUGCCGGCGGCCAAGACUCGCGAGGCCAAGGCCGCGCUCGCCAAGCUGGGCAUCUCGUCGGCGGUCGUCAUCGACCCUGCGUUCCAGGCCCGCUGGGAGGGCGAGAGCCUCAACCCGCUGACCCAGUUUGAGCUUGCCUCGCGCAACCUCCACACCGUCACCCUCCUCCCGCCGCUCGGCGCCAACGUGUACGAUCUGGUCAAGCACGACGCGCUCAUCAUCACGCCGGCCGGCCUAGUUGACCUCGAGGACCGCCUGCGGCCCGAGGAGCCGCUACGCGGCUACAAGUACGGCUACAUCCUCGACGACAUGGCCGCCGCCAGGCCCGCCGCCGACGCCGCCGGGUCCGCCGCCGUCCCGGACCUCGACGCCGAGCCGGUUGUCGACGCUGCCGCCGACGUCGACACCGACCUGCACGACCUGCAGGACGUUGCCGCCGAGGCCAAGGCCUCAUCGUCGAGCUCACAGUAAAACGCUCACAACUCGCC
Messenger RNA from Thecamonas trahens ATCC 50062, 1072 nucleotides. RefSeq names its product 50S ribosomal protein L4. Gene Ontology annotation, molecular function: structural constituent of ribosome. The transcript has 2 exons. The coding region runs from base 12 to 1055 and encodes 347 amino acids. Gene Ontology annotation, cellular component: ribosome. NCBI's taxonomy places the organism in Eukaryota, Apusomonadida, Apusomonadidae. The record is from RefSeq and is a predicted model, not a curated record. Gene Ontology annotation, biological process: translation.